UGUGUGCUGUUGUAUGUGUGAACAAAACACGUGUUGUUCGUCAAAACAUUAGAGAUAAAACGAAAAAUGACUAAGUAGUGAUAUUGGGCAUUGUUUUCAUGACAUUGAUUGAUUUUGAUUUUUUUUAAAAAAACCUUGUACUUAGCUUAUAAUGUAUACCUACAUUUUAAAACUUUUAUCAGAUGCACACGUCAGUAUCAUCGAUUGGAAAAGUGAAAAAAAGAUACCUUAUAAAUGAAACUACUUAAUCUUACCGUGAUGAUUCUCUCGUUAAACCAGUGAAAAAUGUUAAGCAGCAUGGUUUCUAAUAUUCUGCUAUGUCAGUUUCUUAUUUUUGUUUUAUUUUAUGCUGGUGUUGAAUCUAGUCCUUGCAAACCUCGUGCCUAUGGUGAUCAUAAUAUUGUUUGUGUUUGUGAUGAGUCUUAUUGUGAUGAAUUAUCUCUUGUACCAGAGGUUGCUUCAAACCAAGCAGCUCUUUAUGAAACCAAUAAAAGUGGUGCUCGAUUUCAAUCUUCUGUCUUGAACUUCUCUAAAAGUGCAGAUCCAGGCUUCCCAGUGUUAUCUGUUAAUCGAUCAGAUAUUUAUCAAUUUAUUCUGGGAUUUGGUGGGGCAUUUACUGAUGCCACUGGAAUCAAUAUAAAGUCAGUGACUCCUCAACUUCAAAAAAAGAUAAUGAGCAGUUACUUUUCUAAAACUGGGCUUGAAUACAAUAUGGGGCGAAUACCCAUAGCUAGCUGUGAUUUCUCUACAAAAGCUUAUUCUUAUGAUGAUGUUCCUGGUGAUUUUAAUUUAACAUAUUUUAAACUUUCAAAAGAAGAUUUUACUUAUAAAAUUCCUUUUAUUAAAGAAGCCAUGAAUCUAGUAAAGGAAGAUUUAGUUUUAUUUGGAACUCCUUGGAGUGCUCCAGGAUGGAUGAAGACUAAUAAUGCAAUGAAUGGAAAAGGUGGCAUCAAAGGGAAUCCAGGGGGCAAAUACUACAAAACUUGGGCUAAUUAUCUUGUGAGGUUCCUAGAAGAAUAUCAUGCCAACAAUAUAACUUUGUGGGGUUUAACAUUACAAAAUGAGCCUACUGAUGGAUGCAUUGUGAAUUUUCCUUUCCAGGCAAUGUGUUUCCCUCCUGACCUACAGCGUGAUUUCUUAAAGCUAGAUUUUGGUUCUGCUCUAACAAAGGCUGGUUUCACUCCAGAUAAUUUGAGAUUAAUGAUUGGGGAUGACAACCGUGUAAUUCUGCCCAAAUGGGCAGAUGUGAUCUUAAGUGACCCAGACGCUGCUCAGUAUGUCUCUGGGAUUGCAUUUCACUGGUAUCUUGAAGACCUGUUUCCUCAUAAGUUACUAGAUAUUACUCAAAAGAAAUAUCCUAGUCUUUUCUUUUUGCCUACAGAAGCCAGCACUGGAUCUUACCCUUGGGAGUUUCCAAAAUCUGAUUUAGGAAAUUGGAACAGAGGUGAAAGAUAUGCUCAUGACAUCAUUCAGGAUUUGUUGAACUGGUCAAUUGGUUGGAUUGAUUGGAAUUUAGUUCUUGAUAUGCAAGGAGGCCCCAACUGGGUGAGCAAUUUUGUAGAUGCUCCCAUCAUUGUGAAUGUUGGUACCAAUGAAUUCUACAAGCAGCCCAUGUAUUAUGCACUAGCCCAUUUCAGUAAAUGCUUGCCAAGAGGAUCUUAUCGUAUAGGCCUUGAAGUUUCUUCUUCGCUUCACUCUGCAUUUCCUUUUUUUCUUGGAUCCGAGUUUAACGUGGCUGCAUUUCAAACUCCUGAAAACAAAGUAGUUGUUAUUGCUGUUAAUAGGAAGAAUGUAAGUGUGCGUCUGGCUGUGUAUGAUAACCUUAAAGGAUAUUUGAACAUUACUGUGAGCCCUAAUUCUAUUCAAAGUUAUAUGUGGUAGAGCUUUAAAUUAUGAAUUUAACUUUAUAGACCAAAGAACACUAAUCAUCUUUUUUGUUGUCACUUGAAAUAAUAUUAUUUUUAUAUUAUGUUUUUGUUUGUGAUUAAUUUAUGUUGAAUUUUAAUAAAAAAAUGUUAUAUUUUAUAAACCUUA
Messenger RNA from Argiope bruennichi, 2034 nucleotides. RefSeq names its product lysosomal acid glucosylceramidase-like. The transcript is spliced from 10 exons. NCBI's taxonomy places the organism in Eukaryota, Metazoa, Arthropoda, Arachnida, Araneae, Araneidae. The coding region runs from base 286 to 1881 and encodes 531 amino acids. Gene Ontology annotation, biological process: glucosylceramide catabolic process. The record is from RefSeq and is a predicted model, not a curated record. Gene Ontology annotation, molecular function: glucosylceramidase activity.